Prunus armeniaca (apricot) is the source of this 243-nucleotide messenger RNA. The record is from the annotation of a GenBank genome assembly. Lineage: Eukaryota; Viridiplantae; Streptophyta; Magnoliopsida; Rosales; Rosaceae.
AUGCUUCCUCAAGUCAAAAUUUUCAUCAUCCUCUUCCUGCUCUUUGAUUUGCCAAUUUCAGGCAGAGCUGACAGCUUCAAGGAUGGCAUAGAGCUCACCUACUCAAGUGGUCAUGAGGUGAAUAUUAUUGAGAUGAUGAAAGGGAGAAAGCUGCUUCUUGCACUUGAUGCAAUGCUGGAUUAUCAGGAGCCAGGGGCCAAUCCAGGGCAUGAACCACGUAAAGGUGGAGGUAGAGGUCGUUGA